CUUCGAGGAGGAUCUCGAAGCACUUAGAAAUAUAAAAGCAAACCGUGGCCUCAAGUUCAAUCCAAGCCUUUAUCUGACGUGCCUACAACAACCAACAACCACUAACUAAACUAACAAGUCAAAGCGUGUCUACCAUAGACCUACGCAGUCACUUAUCCAUUACCGUCUCAUUCACCAUCUCACCGUGAUUCACCACACAUCAGCAGAUACCCACGGUCUAGCGCUAGAAUGCACGAGAGCGGAGUGGCGGAGCCUGGAGCGGGCAUGUCGCCACUUUACCCCGGGAAAGACAAAAAGCAAUGCUUGUUUGGAUGUCUCGAACAGACGCAAUUCGACCAUCACAAAUUUGUUUAAAAGGUCUAGCACCAUUGUCAGAGACGGGAGACUUGGUGUACCUGGACGGACACCUCUCUGGCAUCAAGAGCCCAGCACUCAAUUCACUUGCAGUCUGCUAUGCUGAGUUUUCACAGCAGAAAACUUGACGACGCUCAACUCUCAGUCCAAGUUCCAGAUCAAAUGUCGCGGGGGUCACCGACUUCUGCCGCCCGCUGAAUCCGGUCUUGUCGGUGCUCGCGACGUCAUCAGCCAACGAUUCUGGCCCGUGAGGACCCUGUCUCGAAGACUACCCUGUUCGCAUCAACUUCUUGAACUUGCUGCAACACAACGAGGCUGGUAACGUUUCGAGUUUGAAUCAAUGGCAAUGCCUUGAAUUCGAAGGCAUUCAUUUCCAGCCAUGGUCGUCUUGUUGCUUUCAUCUGCGAACAAUCGCCUCACUGUUUCGAUUCGUUAUCAAAGCUAACAAUGAGCUUAUCUCAAACAAUCAUUGCUUAACAUGGCGUCUUAUCAUGACCCCGCCUUUGUGGUGUUGGCAAGGAACCUCGUGAACCACCCAGACCCCCGAUUCCGUGAUAGCUCGGCGAUGCCUGAGGGUGUCUAUUGCCAUCGGUCCGCCCCAACAGCCAUGGUGUUUCAGUUAAUGUCAUGGCUGACUGUGUUUUUCGCUUUCCUCUCCAGCCGUUGCAAAUAUGCGCCUGGAUUAGGAAACCUCCUAGUGUCGAGUGAGAUAUUGUCUCAAAAGCUUCUGAAGUUGGGACUUCAAAUGAUUCAAGCAGAACAUUACAGGAAUGGAGCGGCCUCGGGGGUAAUAAAACCUGACCUUAGAACAAAGUACCAAAGUCAACUGGUUUAAACAUUUAUUAAAAUACACUAAACUUACCCAAGCCUCUUCAUCACUUAGGACAAAAGUCCUAGGUUUUCUUGCUAGUUAUCUAACCAUUCAGAGGUAUCAUGGUCAUGCACUGGUCAUUCAUUCACAGCUUCCGUUCAGACUCAAGUUUAAGGGUUUAAAAAUUCCAUUCGAUAUACUUGUGGCAGCUCUGUAGCACUUGCCAAGCAUAGAGCCUUUUUUGUAACUAUCCCAAUAUCCCUUUGACAAACUGCUAAGAUAAAAAAACACGAUUCGCUCUGCUCUUCGUCGUCGACUUCGCACUCUGCUUGUCGCGAGUCCAGCCCACUUGAGCUCACCAACGCCCUCCAAAGACACUGUAAAUCACACACACCUCCCAUAUAGGCUUAUCAGCCAUGCGAAAUCAAUCAUUCCUCAAAUGCCACAUCGUCAAACAUGAUCCCGUAAUAACACCACAAAAUGGGUGAGGUUCGCUAUCAUCUGUAUGGUACGGUCGUUCUUCUCUGUCUCCAAGACUUUAAAACAAUAAAACAAUAAAAUAUGAUAAAAAGAACUAGAACGCUCUGUCUUCUUCAGUCAUACAAUCAUAGAAGAAAGUCAUAAGAAG
This is a messenger RNA of Fusarium odoratissimum NRRL 54006, 1793 nucleotides long. RefSeq lists its product as uncharacterized. The record is from RefSeq and is a predicted model, not a curated record. Bases 833 to 1189 code for a protein of 118 amino acids. Lineage: Eukaryota; Fungi; Ascomycota; Sordariomycetes; Hypocreales; Nectriaceae. The transcript is spliced from 2 exons.